AUGUUCAGAGAAAAUGAAGGCAGCAUCAUGACAGCUCCUGGUUUUGGCUCUAAUGGAUCUUCAUGCCAGCACAUGUUUGGCCCCACUGCCAGAACAAAGAUGCCUGGCUCACAUUUGAAACAUCUACACUGGUUGUACAUACAGCUGCUGAUUGUCAUUCUUGCAGGUCAGGCUGCCGGAAAUAACACCACCUCUGCUUCCUCCUCUCCUGAAAUAUCAAAUGCACAGAACAUAGUGCACUACUUUUUGGAUGUCAAUGUGGAUGUCAUCGGGCAGGAGCAGGAUGAAUCAGAUAUCAUUGCCUGGCCCUACUACUAUGACUGCAACGUCAAAAAGCCCUACAACUAUUACUACUGCUGCAACAACGUCAGAAAGCCCUACAACUACUACUACUGCUUCAACGUCAAAAAGCCCUACAUCUACUACUACUGCUUCAAUGUCAGAAAGCCCUACAACUACUACUACUGCUUCAACAACGUCAAAAAGCCCUACAUCUACUACUACUGCUUCAAUGUCAGAAAGCCCUACAACAACUACUACUGCUGCAACGUCAAAAAGCCCUACAACUACUACUACUGCUUCAACAACAUCAAAAAGCCCUACAACUACUACUACUGCUGCAACGUCAAAAAGCCCUACAACUACUACUACUGCUGCAACAACGUCAAAAAGCCCUACAACUACUACUACUGCUCCUUUUUACCCAACUCUGACGUGACCACAGUGGCGCCUGAUGAAGAGAAUGAAAAAACACCUAAUCCAAAUUCCAAUAACAAUCCGUCAAACAGGCUGCGGGUUGCACGUGAAGCAAAUGACAAGGGGACACAAGCCAGAAAUGGCGAAACAUCGGGCAUAUUUCAAAAACUUACAGUUUCAUGCUCCAAAAAGACUGCAAUUAAAAGCACCAAUUGUUCCGUGAUGCUGAGCCUGACACAGAGAGUUUCUCCAUGCUGUGUCCUCCGUACUCUCUGUGAAGCCAGUAAAUCUUCUCCUGAUAUCAAGGCUGUGGGGAGAAAAGUCGACAUAAUAAAUCCAAUACAAAAUGAAUGCAGUUCUAAUCCUAAAGAGGACAACAGCUGCAUUUAUACUGGUGGAGAAAGUGGAUCAUGUCUUGGAGGCUGCAGACUGAUUUUAAAUUUUACCAAAGAGGUUCCCAUCUGCAGCGUGUCAGCAAUCGUGUCGUUCGUGCUUCAGUCUGAGAACCAAAUCAGCAUCACAAGACCAGUGACCCGAGCAGCGAUUUGUGGAAAUCCUGAGGUCAGUCUACAAGAAUCAGAGCUCACAUGGGUGGUAGUUGACUUUGAGCCUGCUCCAUUUUGUACAGCAGUAGAACAAUCAAGCGGAAUUAAAUGUAAAAAUGGGGAAAGUUUGCUUGUGCUGCUUAAACAGCAGUGUGAUCAGCCGUUUACCACAGCAGGUCCAAAUGUGACAACAACCACACCAAACACGACCCUGUCUGUGAAUACAACAGAAUCCCCCAUGAACACCACAACCAAUGUCACAGUAACAACAACUCUUGCCACAACUGCAACCACCUUAAAUGUAUUAGCUACAGCAUUACCUCUCUCUUUGUUGACCACAGCUGAGGGCCAAGCCAACGCACUCCUGGAGACGACGAAGGACGUGUCCAAUCUGAAUGCUAGCCAGGUGAAUCAGCUGGUGUCUGAGCUGGAGAGGCUUUUGUCUGGCCCAAAUGUCAGCCUGGCGCUAGGAACAAUUGCGAUCCAGAUUGUCAGCAACCUGCUGGGUGCUUCUCCUGAAGUGGUGUCUGAGUCCUCAAACAGGAUUAUAGGGAUUGUUGACACAGUGGGGUUGAGGCUGGUCCUCGAUGGACAGGAUCAGACCAUCUUGGCCUCAGACCUGGCAUUGGGAGUGACACCAGCAGAUGGCGAGAACUUUCAGGAAACAAGUUUUUCCAUCUCAGACCCAGACAAUGUACAGCUUAGUGGGGGUUCCCGGCUCAGGAGAAGUGUGAGAACAGACUCCUCCAUCCCACAGGGCUCCGUCAGACUGCCAGCCUCCCUCACACAGAACCUCAGCUCUGAGGAGCAGCAGCUCGCCUCCAGAGUCCAGUUCAACUUUUACCAGAGGAGCACGGUGUUUCAGGACAGAUCUUUGGGAUCACGCAGACUAAACAGCGGCAUCCUUGGAGCAAGUGUGGCCAACUUAUCAAUCUCGGGCCUGCAGGAGAGUAUAAUAAUUAACCUGCGAAACAUAGAGCCUGUUCCUGCAAAUUUUGUGGCUACGUGUGUAUUCUGGGAUUUUACAUUGAAUGAUGAAUCAGGUGGUUGGAAUCAAGAUGGCUGCUCUGUACAGCAGAGUGAUGACAAUGAGACAGUUUGUGCCUGCAGCCACUUAACAAAUUUUGCCAUCUUGCUGGACCUCUCCAGGACGCCUCUGACCAGCCGACUCCAGGCCACCAUCCUGACCUUCAUCACUUACAUCGGCUGUGGAGUCUCUGCUAUCUUUCUGGCUGUCACCCUCCUCACGUACCUGGCAUUUGGGAAGCUCCGUAAAGACAUCCCAUCUAAAAUCCUGAUCCAGCUGUGCUUUGCUCUGCUGCUGCUGAAUCUGGUCUUCCUCGUCGACGCUUGGCUCGCUCUCUACCCGGACGCUGUGGGCCUCUGCAUCUCUACCGCCUGGUUCCUUCACUACUUCCUGCUGGUGGCCUUCACCUGGAUGGGACUGGAGGCGGUCCACAUGUACCUAGCCCUGGUGAAGGUCUUUAACAGCUACAUAUCACGCUACAUGCUGAAGUUCUCCCUGGUGGGCUGGGGUGUCCCGAUGAUCAUGGUCAUUAUUGUCAUCGCCAUUGACAAGGAUAACUACGGUCUCGUCUCCUAUGGGAGGUUUACUGAUGGCACUAGUGAUGAUUUCUGCUGGCUUAAGAAUGAUAUUGCCUUCUACGUGGCGGUGGUGGCCUACUUCUGCGUCAUCUUCCUCUUCAACCUGGUCAUGUUUGUUGUGGUGUUGGUGCAGCUGUGUCGGAUAAAGAGGCAGAACCCGCACAAUUCAAGCCACCGAACCACACUGCAGGAUGUACGCAGCGUGGCGGGGAUAACCAUCCUCCUGGGUCUUACUUGGGGCUUCGCUUUUUUCGCCUGGGGGCCUGUUAACCUGGCGUUCAUGUACCUCUUUGCCAUCUUUAACUCUUUGCAAGGUUUCUUUAUAUUUGUGUUCCACUGUGCGGUGAAGGAAAACGUGAGGAGGCAGUGGAGGACGUACCUGUGCUGCGGCAGGAUGAGACUAGCAGAGAACUCAGAAUGGAGCCGCACUGCAACACAGAAGACGAUGAAGAAGUCAUCAGGAAUAACAUCUGAUCAUUCAUCACAGUUCUCCCAGUCCAACAGCUCGUCCUCUUUCCUCGUCACCGACUCCUCAGAUCAGGUUAACGGCAUCAGUAGUCCAUAUGAGGACCGAUCGAUUACAGCUGAUGAAGAGCCUAACUCAGACGUGGUCCUUAACGAAAUCAACAGACAGUACAGAAACCAGCAAGGAUUGUGA
Messenger RNA from Cheilinus undulatus (humphead wrasse), 3504 nucleotides. RefSeq names its product adhesion G-protein coupled receptor G2. Bases 1 to 3504 code for a protein of 1167 amino acids. Gene Ontology annotation, molecular function: G protein-coupled receptor activity. The record is from RefSeq and is a predicted model, not a curated record. Lineage: Eukaryota; Metazoa; Chordata; Actinopteri; Labriformes; Labridae. Gene Ontology annotation, biological process: cell surface receptor signaling pathway; adenylate cyclase-activating G protein-coupled receptor signaling pathway. Gene Ontology annotation, cellular component: membrane. The transcript is spliced from 26 exons.